AUGCCUGUUGGUGACAACGACGCGGUUCAAGCCGUCGGCUUGGACCCGGCUCUCAUCGAUGCCUCUGGUGAUCCACAGCGCAAGAACCCGGCCUUCCACUCAGACGAGGCGCCGCCUUUCCUUUUCACUGAGGGCAAGGCCACUCUCCAAGAGAGCUACCUCAGUGACAAUGACAGCCUUCCCACCAAAGAGGAGCUCGACACGCUCGAACGCAUUGGCGCUGCCAUUCCUUGGAGAAUCUACACCAUCGCCUUUGUCGAACUCGUCGAGCGCAUGUCCUACUAUGGUUGUGUUCAAGUCUACUCCAACUUCAUCGCUAAGCCUAGGCCGACCCCUACUGGUGCAGCAUUGAACCCUAGCGAUGCCGAGGCUCAACCCGGUGCUCUUGGAAUGGGCAAGCAAGUUGCUUUCUCUCUGACCACCUUCAACGCUUUCUGGGUCUACUGCUGCCCCCUCCUUGGAGCCUGGAUCGCCGACACCUACCUCGGACGCUACAAGACUAUUCUCUACUCGGUCAUCAUCGCUGAAAUCGGUCAUAUUAUCCUCGUCGCCUCUGCUAUCCCCUCGGUCCUGGACAACCAAAAGGGUGCGCUUGCUUGCUUCAUCAUCGGAUUGCUCGUCAUGGGACUCGGAACUGGUACUUUCAAGCCCAACAUCUCGCCUCUGAUUGUUGAGCAGCUUGAGACAGACAAGCUUCAAGUUGUGGAAAGGAAUGGCAAGCGCGUCAUCAUCGACCCCGCCAUUACCGUCACUCGUGUCUACAACUACUUCUACUUGUUUAUUAACAUCGGUGCCUUGGCCGGUCAGCUCGGUAUGGUGUACGCCGAACGUUACGUCGGUUUCUACCUGUCCUACCUGAUCCCCACUGUCUUCUUCCUGCUCGCUCUGCCUGUCCUAAUCGUCUGCAAGAAGCACUACAUUCUGCGUCCCCCAAGUGGCAGCGUCAUGGGACCUGCUUUCAAGCUCCUUGCUAAGGCUGUCGGUACGAGGAACUUUAAGAACUGGAACGACGGUAAAAUGUGGGAGUCUAUCAGGCCCUCUGCUCUGGGCGCCAACAAGCCUUCCUGGUACAACUUCGAUGAUGCCUGGGUCGACGAAGUCGCCCGUGGUUUCCGCGCUUGUGGUGUCUUCUUCUGGGUUCCGAUCUUCUGGCUCGCCUACAGGCAGAUGGACUCCAACUUGACCCAGAUGUGUUCCACCAUGGCUCUGCACGGCGUUCCUAACGAUCUUUUGGCCAACUUGGACCCUAUCUCCAUCAUCAUCCUUGUGCCGAUUAUGGACACUAUCGUUUACCCGUUCCUCCGCAAGAAGGGCAUCAGGUUCACACCCCUCAAGAAGAUCUGCGCUGGUUUCAUCAUCGCUUCCUUUUCUAUGGUCUGGGCCUCUGUACUCCAGUACUACGUCUACAAGACCUCUGGAUACUACGACGACCCAUCCAACACCGAAUAUAAGUCUCCGAUCAACGUUUGGGCCGUUACUGGUGUCUACAUUCUGAUCGCCAUCUCUGAGAUCUUCGCUUCCGUUACAACCCUCGAGUACGCUUUCACCAAGGCCCCCAAGAACAUGAGGUCUCUGGUCAUGGCUGUCCAGCUCUUCACCACUGCUUUCUCCGCUGCUCUUGCCCAGGCCUUUACCCCGUUGACCAUCGACCCUCUCGUCGUCUGGAACUACGGUAGUGUCGCCAUCAUCUCGUUCAUCACCGGUGUUCUCUUCUGGAUCGCCUACCGCAAGAUGGACAAGGAGGAAGACCAGCUCAACAUGUUGCCCACCGGUCACCUUGGCAAUGCCAACCAGGCAGCGGAUGUCGAGAGGCGCAUCAGCGUCGCACCCGUCGAGGACGAGAAGAAGCCUGCGAGCUUCUAA
Molecule: messenger RNA, 1863 nt
Organism: Macroventuria anomochaeta
Lineage: Eukaryota; Fungi; Ascomycota; Dothideomycetes; Pleosporales; Didymellaceae
Product: MFS peptide transporter-like protein Ptr2
Exons: 3
Coding region: 1-1863 (620 amino acids)
Biological process (GO): oligopeptide transport; transmembrane transport
Cellular component (GO): membrane
Molecular function (GO): dipeptide transmembrane transporter activity
Source: RefSeq, a predicted model, not a curated record